UAGAAUGGGAAAAACAUAUACUUUGGGAUUGCUCUCAGCCAUGGCUGCUGCAUCCUUUUCCCAAAAUGCUUAUGCUGAUGGCUCUUUCACUAUUCCUUCCUUCUCAACUCUUCCAUCUUCCUCUUCUGAUGACGGUUCGAAACCACCACCCGAGGAAAACCACACUCCGCCACCGCCGAGGGUUCGAAACGAUCACCCAAGGACCACCUCUGCUGGUUUUGACCCUGAGGCGCUGGAGAGAGGCGUCAGGGCGCUCAAUCAAGUCAACACUUCCACACACGGCAAAAAGGUCUUUGAAUUUAUAAAAAAGCGAGAGGAAACCAAGCAAACUGAAUUGGCUGCAAAGGUUGCUGAGUUUAAACAAAUGCAAGCACAACAUGAAACCGAAAGACAACGGAUUAUAUAUGAUGAACAAAAAAAGCUUGCCCAGCAUCAGGCUCAAACAAAAUCCCAAAUGGCUAAGUAUGAGGAUGAGUUGGCAAGGAAGAGAAUGCAGGCAGAAAAUGAAUACCAGAGAGCCAGGAACCAAGAGCUAGUUAAACUGCAAGAAGAAUCGUCGGUACGACAAGAGCAAGCUCGACGAGCAACCGAAGAACAGAUUCAAGCUCAGCGAAGGCAAACUGAAAGAGAGAAGGCUGAGAUUGAACGUGAAACCAUCAGAGUAAGGGCUAUGGCAGAAGCAGAGGGAAGAGCCCUUGAAGCAAAGCUAGCUGAAGAGGUUAACAGGCGAAUGUUAGUUGAUCGUGCUAAUGCAGAGAGAGAAAAAUGGGUUGCUGCCAUAAAUACUACUUUUGAACAUGUUGGAGGGGGCUUAAGAGCCAUUCUAACAGAUCAAAAUAAGAUGGUUGUAGCAGUUGGCGGAGUGACUGCUCUAGCAGCUGGGGUCUACACAACAAGGGAAGGUGCACGAGUUAUGUGGGGAUAUGUGGAUAGAAUAUUGGGACAACCAUCAUUGAUUCGAGAGUCCUCCAGAGGGAAAUACCCCUGGUCUGGCAUGUUUUCUCGAGCCAUGAGCUCCCUUUCUCGUCGUACUGAUACAGCAUCUGCUUCCAAAAAUGGAAACGGUUUUGGUGAUGUGAUUUUGCAUCCUUCUCUCAAUAAAAGAAUUGAGCAGCUGGCAUCUGCAACUGCAAAUACAAAAGCACAUCAGGCACCAUUCAGAAACAUGCUUUUUUAUGGCCCUCCGGGAACAGGAAAGACAAUGGCUGCUAGAGAGUUGGCUCGCAAAUCGGGAUUAGAUUAUGCGUUGAUGACUGGAGGAGAUGUUGCUCCACUAGGGUCACAAGCUGUUACAAAAAUACACCAGUUGUUUGAUUGGGCGAAGAAAUCAAAAAAGGGUUUAUUACUUUUCAUUGACGAAGCUGAUGCAUUUCUGUGCGAGCGGAACAAGACCUAUAUGAGUGAAGCUCAAAGAAGUGCACUAAAUGCCCUUCUCUUCCGUACCGGUGACCAGUCUAAAGACAUAGUUCUUGCUCUUGCGACAAACCGGCCCGGUGAUCUUGAUUCAGCGGUGUCAGAUCGUAUCGAUGAGGUCUUGGAAUUCCCCUUGCCUGGGGAAGGGGAGCGCUUUAAACUUCUUAAGCUCUAUCUUGACAAGUACAUAGCUCAGGCUGGAUCAGUAAAAUCUGGUUUGGUUCAAAAUUUGUUCAAAGGAAAACAACAGCAGAUAGAGAUUAAGGGAUUGACUGAUGAUAUCAUAAAGGAAGCAGCAGCUAAGACUGAUGGAUUUUCUGGAAGGGAAAUAGCAAAACUGAUGGCAAGUGUACAAGCUGCUGUGUACGGCAGCAAGAAUUGUGUGCUUGACCAAACCUUAUUUUGUGAAGUGGUAGAUUAUAAAGUUGCAGAGCAUCAACAGAGAAGAAAUUUGGCAGCUACUGAUAAAGCUAGCGCAUGAGAGUGUUUGUAGAGACUGAAGAAAUUUUGUUGUGUGGGCAUGCUGUUGUUAUUCCUUCACAUUUAAUUGUCCCCAACCGAUGGGGAGAUUUUUGAAUAUUAUCAUGGUUGGGUUUCAUUUACUACUAAUGAUAAUCAUUUUUCAAUAUUCAUAAAUCAUAUAUAAUAGCCCUCACCCCUACCUGCUAGUCUGGGUUUGGUUUAA
Messenger RNA from Gastrolobium bilobum, 2098 nucleotides. RefSeq lists its product as uncharacterized. The transcript is spliced from 8 exons. The record is from RefSeq and is a predicted model, not a curated record. Gene Ontology annotation, molecular function: ATP binding; zinc ion binding; ATP hydrolysis activity. The coding region runs from base 5 to 1894 and encodes 629 amino acids. Gene Ontology annotation, cellular component: mitochondrion. Lineage: Eukaryota; Viridiplantae; Streptophyta; Magnoliopsida; Fabales; Fabaceae. Gene Ontology annotation, biological process: mitochondrion organization.